Molecule: messenger RNA, 2290 nt
Organism: Symsagittifera roscoffensis
Lineage: Eukaryota; Metazoa; Xenacoelomorpha; Acoela; Convolutidae
Product: transcription factor Jra-like
Exons: 3
Coding region: 41-1300 (419 amino acids)
Biological process (GO): regulation of cell population proliferation; regulation of cell cycle; regulation of transcription by RNA polymerase II
Cellular component (GO): transcription regulator complex
Molecular function (GO): RNA polymerase II cis-regulatory region sequence-specific DNA binding; DNA-binding transcription factor activity, RNA polymerase II-specific; transcription factor binding
Source: RefSeq, a predicted model, not a curated record
UUAGACUCUGCUAAAACUGCUUGUAUUGUAGGGUUCUGGCAUGGGCGACAAAAUUGAUAAAAGCAAGUUUUCGCUUGAUCUACAACGCGAAAAGCGAAAGACUCCGCCAUCAUUUUUACCCGAAUUGCCCUCUGUCAAUAUCACCGGUGUUGUCACACCUCUGGGGCAACCACUGGCUUUAACUCCUUGCGUAUUAACAGCUGAGGACAUGCAAAAAAUUGGUGUUGCCACUCCAGAUAUGGAAAAGCUGUUUCUGAAUAUGAAUAACGUUGUUAGCUUGUCGACAGCGUCAACUCCGCCUCAGCUUGUUAGUAACAGCAAAAGCCUAACCUCCGAUAAAGAAGAAUUCUGCAAAGAGUUGUUACAAAAUAUGGAGGCAAACAUGAAAAGCAGAACAGAGCCCUCAACUAGUUUACCGUUGAGUGACCCCAGUGUAACUGCAGGUGGAUUACAAAUCACAUCCUCUGCCGCAGCGGAAUUGCUACGAACGAUAAAUUCUAUCAAAACAGUCAAACUUCCCUUGACGGGAGCGACGUCUGCUAUUAUUUUACCUAGCUCCAAUCUGACUGCAGCUAAUGUAUCUAGUUUGUUUUCGACCACAGCAAAUCCAACUCCAGUUGUUAGACCUGCCUCUAGGAUGAACGUAUCUAGCACAGAUUUGAUGAACUCCGUGCACAGUGCUUUCGGAUCACCAUAUCCAGUUGCAAUAGUAAAUCCACAGCCACAAUCGAGCGUUGAUAGAAGCUCGGAUAUGAACAGCCAGUUAGCAGCAACAGUUUUACUGGGAAGCACUCCCAGGGUACACUCGACGACUGCUCAAAGCUUAUCCGCCACAGCAAAAUUCAGGGACAUUUCUACAGCGAGCAGUUCAAGCAGGACUCACUCGCAAAUUUUUUCGAAGAGUGACUACCAGGAUGAUAACAACUCAGACUACAGUCUAGACGACGAGUACGAAGGAGAUGAUGACGAUUCACUGCCUACACAGGUUGGUUUCUCUUCUGGAAGAGGCAGUGACGGAUCUACAUUGACGUCAUCGAUAAAUCUAGAAGACCAGGAGUGUAUGAAGAGGGAGAGGAAGAGGCUGAGAAAUAGAAUAGCGGCCACAAAAUGCCGACAGAAGAAGAUAGCGAAGAUACAGGCGUUCGAGGACCAAAUCAAAGAGCUGAAGCGAAAACACGAACAACUGCUACUGGAAAAAGCGAGUCUGAAAGAAAAGACAUCGCUACUCAAGGAAAACGUCCUCUUUCAUGUCAAAAAGGGAUGCAACGUUAUCAUUGCUCCAAUGGCUCUAACAGAUUAAUGUGACAAAAGCCAGUUCCGGGUACAAGUAUGAAAGAUGGGUCCAGCCAAUCAAAUGAAAAACACAAAAAAUUACAAAUGCAGAAGCUGUUUUCAACGAUUUAAGGCACAUGAAUUUUCUGUAAGGGAUUGAUCUAUAGUUCAGGGACCCAGCUAUUAGACUUGUACAGUUCCGAAAGAUUCGAAUGUCUUUCAGUUUCUUAACAUGUACAAAUACAACAAAUUCGGGAAAAAUCAGUGAAGUUUCCUACCUUACAUGGUCUGGAAUUCAACGGAAUUCGUUUUUUUGUCGGCGCUUUUCUCUACUUAGUUUGAGUUUGCUCUAAAACUAUAACAGGUCAAAGGCUACCCUUUUCAUUGGCGCUUGCAAAUUUUUCUAUAAGUAUAUCUGUACCAAAGUUAAUUUUCAAUUCUAACAAAUUUUAGUCAAUUCAGCUGGAAGUGUUUACUUUCCGAUGCCAAUCGAACAGAUAGAAGCAUUUUAUUUUAUCAUUUCACUCUUUAUUUGCAUUGCAUGUCAAACAUGGUACUGCUAGUAUAAUUCGGUGCUAAUCUGUUUUUUUUUCACUUGUUAAAUUUAGAUGUAAAAUGAAAACUGACGUUUGAUGUGAUAAUCGUUUGCUGAGCAAUUCAAACCAAAACGUUGUUUUCGCCACCGGGAAUCAACUCGAUCUACGCAAUCGCUGGACGCUUGCACCCCAAUGCAUGCAAUUGUUGCUUGCUAGAAAGAUUAACCAUCUGGGCCAAAAAGUUGAAAUCGCCAGUGUUGCACUUAUUAUUUCUCAAAGAAAAAUCAAUUGCCGCUAAAAUGGUUUUGGCCUAAAUGACGGCUGAUGAAAUCAGCGACGUAUCAUAACCAACUGCUAUAGUCACCUAGAAUAGAAUUGUUGCAAUUUAAUUUUUAAAUAUAAUAUUACCAAUCCUAGUUCGUGCUCGUCUGCAAUUUGCAAUUGAAAUAUGAACCAAUUACGAAUGAUACUUUCUCAAGUUA